Messenger RNA from Manihot esculenta (cassava), 3291 nucleotides. RefSeq lists its product as uncharacterized. Lineage: Eukaryota; Viridiplantae; Streptophyta; Magnoliopsida; Malpighiales; Euphorbiaceae. The coding region runs from base 676 to 3093 and encodes 805 amino acids. Gene Ontology annotation, molecular function: ATP binding; protein kinase activity. Gene Ontology annotation, biological process: protein phosphorylation. The record is from RefSeq and is a predicted model, not a curated record. The transcript is spliced from 20 exons.
UUAUAAUUUUCACCCUUUGAAGAGUUUUGAAUUUUAGUUUUUAAUUUUUCAAGGAAAUUUCUCAUGUGAAAAAAAAUAUAUAUACAAUUGUUUAAACAUAUAUCAAGCAACUUCCAGCCUGUUUCCUCUUUCUCUAUCAAUCCUAUACGUCCCUGGACAUUAAAUACUCCUCCAGUCCACUCUCUCUCUGUGUCUUUCUAUCUAAUAUCGUCGAGGACGAGAUGCCGGCGAGUACUGAGUUCCCCGGAGGACAAGUCGCGGAGCACACGUCAGCUGAGGAUUUACUCAAGAAAUUUUCAUUUGAAGAACUAGCAAUUGCAACUCGUCAUUUCUCCAACAAACGAGUUCUUGGCAUCGGUGAUUUUGGUGAUGUCUAUGAAGGAAACCUCCCAAGUGGUGAGCUCAUUGCUAUUAAGAAACUUAAAUAUAUGCAGGAUGGUGAGCAGGAAGAAGAAAUCGAGAAUCAGAUUAAGGAGGUCGGCUCUGUGUCUCACCCAAAUCUUGUUAAGCUGGUUGGCUACUGCUGCGAGGAAGCCGAUAGACUGCUUGUAUUAGAGUUUGUUCCCAACAAAUCUUUGAAAUUUCAUCUGAGUGAUGAAAAGAAAAGAUCAAAGUUGAAGUGGUCAAUAAGAAUGGAAAUUGCUUUAGGCUCUGCGAGAGGUUUAGCAUAUCUGCAUGAACAAUGUUGCUGAUUUUGGGCUUGCUAAAAUUUUUCCAGAAAUUAAUAUCAGACACAUUCCUGCCGAUAAAAAAGAGGCUACCAUUUAUACGGAUUCAGAAAAUUCCAAUGAAAAAUCGGAUGUUUAUUCUUUUGGAAUUAUACUUCUAGAACUCAUCAGUGGAAGAAAAAUUCAUGAAAGUAAUCUUGAUAUCGUGAAUUGGGCGAAACCUCUAAUGACAAAAGGAGAUUCAAUAAAUGUGGAUUACAAGAGCUUAGUUGAUUCAACAUUGAAAGAAGAUUACGAUCAAAUAGAAAUGGAAAGAAUAAUUUAUUGUGCAGCUGCUAGCCUAUACAGUCCAUCCUCAAAACUAAGGCCAACAAUGGGACAGAUAGUUAGAACUCUUGAAGGAAAAAUGCCACAUAAGGAAUUAUGGGUUGUGGAAGGAACGCAGUCAGCUUCUAAUGAUGAUUAUAAAGCAUAUGAACUGAAGACAUAUAAAUAUUCAGAACUAGCACAAGCAACUGGCCAUUUCACCAACGGUAGACUCCUCGGCGGCGGGGGCUUUGGUUCUGUCUAUAGGGGAUCCCUUCCGAGAGAGAAAGAAGUAGCAAUUAAGAAACUUAAUUAUGAGAUCAGUGGACAGGAACAAGAAGAAUUUGAAAAGGAGGUUAAUGCCGUUGGCAUUGUGCGCCAUGGAAAUCUUGUUAAGCUGGUUGGCUACUGCAAUGAAGACUCUGACAGAUUGCUUGUUUUAGAGUUUGUCACCAACAAAUCCUUGAGAUAUCAUCUAAAUGAUGAACAGCGAAGAUCAAAUUUGAAAUGGUCAGAGAGAAUGAAAAUUGCUAAAGGUUCUGCAAAGGGAUUAGCAUAUUUGCAUGAAGAAUGUAAUUCUAAAAUCAUCCAUCGUGAUAUUAAAGCUGAAAAUAUACUUCUUGAUGAAAAUUGUAAGCCAAAGAUUGCAGAUUUUGGACUUGCAAAGUUUUUUCCAAUAACUAAUAGUGUCACUCACAUCAGCUCUCGUUGGAAGGGAACCAACGUCUAUGCAGAUCCAGAAAAUUACUAUACUCAACAAGGAAAAUCUAUUCAACAACUUUCUGACAAAUCCGACGUCUAUUCUUUUGGUGUUGUGCUUCUAGAACUUAUUUCUGGACGUGUUGUGCUUCUAGAACUUAUUUCUGGAAGAAAAAUUAACGAUGAACAUCAAGUUGAUAUUGUGAAGUGGGCAAAGCCUUUGAUGAUCAAAGGAGAUUCAGUCGAAAUCAAUUACAGUAGUCUUGUUGAUUCCACAUUGAAAGGACAUUACGAUAAAAAAGAAAUGGAAAUAAUGAUUUAUUGUGCUGCUGCUAGUAUAUAUCGACCUGCUAAACUUCGACCAAGAAUGAAACAGAUAGUUGAAGCUCUUGAAGGAAACAUGUCUCCCAGUGAAUUAUGGGCUGUGGAAGAUGUUAAGUUUAUAUCUCGAAAGCUAAAUGAAACGGAACUGGAGCCUCCUUCAUUGCUGAAGAAAUUUGAUUUUCGUUUUCUAGCCGAGGCAGCUGGUGAUUUCUCAGGAAAACACCAUCUUCGACAGCAUGACUUGUGUCCAGUCUAUAAGGGAGUGCUUCCAGGUAGUGAUCAAAGAAAGGUGGCAAUUAAGAGACUUAAGUACGAGUUCUCUCAACAGAAUAAACAGGAAUUCGAGAAGGAGAUUAUGGCCAUUAGCAAUGUUAAUCAUCGAAAUAUUGUUAAUCUAAUUGGAUACUGCAGUGAUGAGGAAGACAAUAGACUGCUUGUUUUUGAGUUUGUAGCCAACAAUUCCUUGAAAUUUCAUUUACAUGAAAAUGGAGGAUCAACUAUAGAGUGGACAAGGAGAAUGGAAAUCGCCAAAGGCGCGGCCAGAGGAUUGAAAUAUAUGCAUGAAGACAGUGGACACAAAAUUUUACAUUUGUAUGUCAAGUCCGAUAACAUUCUUUUGGAUGAUAAAUUUAUACCAAAGCUUGCAGAAUUUGGAAGUGCCAAGAUUUUCCCGGAUUCUGUUACUCAUCUCUCUAUCAGCAAAAUUAUGCAAAAUUCCGGAUAUAUGGCUCCUGAGUAUCAAUCUACCAGCAAGUUGACUGAUAAGCUUGACAUUUAUUCCUUUGGUGUAAUUCUUUUGGAGUUGAUUACCGGGAAACAACCAGUUGGUCAUUUCAGUGGUCACAAGAACAUGGUUAAAUGGGCUAAGCCACUGCUCUCACAAAGUCCAUUGGAAGGAAAGGACAAGUUCGAUUUUGUUGAUAAGAAAUUACAGAAUAAGUACGACACUGAACAAAUGGGUCGAAUGGUUGCUUGUGUUUUAGCUUGUGUAGAUGAUAAUCCAGAACGUAGGCCACGAAUGAGUCAGAUACUUGAUGUUCUGGAAGGGAAUAGAAGUUUGGACGAAACAAUCCUGUUUCUAAAUCUGAACCUCUGAUGACAUCCUUUGAUGGUGUAAAAGACACUCUUUUUGGCUUCUCAUCAGAUUUUUCAUUUCAAGAAUGUGAUUUAGAAUCUUAGAUUUUUUGACUUAGAAGUUAAGAAUUCAGGGGUGUUUGUUAUUUUGACAGAUUUUUGACGGAUCAUUCCAUCUGAAACGUUAGCAGAAUCUAUCUAAUAACUAAUUUAUCGCUAA